CCCACCGACCCACCCACACACGCAGCUCACGCCUGCGUUUCGAGGCAGACCGCGUGCAACGAGCUCACCGCUUAUCACGUCUGGUGCCGCUUGCGCCUCCGAUUAGCGCGGUUUGGCUACGAGAAGCGCGACCCGAGGUGCCACGUGGACACAGACGCCAACGAAAUCGGCGGUUCCCAUUUCAAAACGAACUCUUGGAUUUUUCAAGCUCGAGCCGGACGCCCAAUUGCCCGCGACACUUGGUGGGGGCGCGAGUUGAAGGGAUGACGGCGUUGGUGGUGCGGGCAAGGUGGCUGGUGGUGAUGUGGGUGGUGGUGGUGACGGUGGUGACGGAGCCGCACGGAUCGCUCGGCUUCCCCACGGGCGCUCCCGAGGAUGUGUGCGAGGACAUGGUCCCGCAGCACGACGGCUCGAACGCGUUGGCGGGCAGCCCCUACUCGCUCUACACCAGCCACGAAGCCUUCUCAUACGGCUCCAGGAUUCAGGUCAGAAUCGUGGGCACGUACGAGGGCUUCCUGCUGCAGGCGCGGCUCACCAACAGCACGAGGGUGGUGGGCAGCUGGGACAGCCCCCCCCGCGGGACUCAACACCUGCUGUGCACCACGCUGAAGGGCGCGGUGACCCACUCGAGCAAGGUGGACAAGCACGACCAGAACUUCACGUGGAUCGCCCCCGAGGCCAGCCCGGCGGGCUCCAUACAGUUUGUGGCGACCGUGAUCAAGGAGAAACUGGAGUGGCAGAUGAACGUGACGUCAUCCAUCAUCACAACUACAGGGUACGUAGCACCUACCAAGGCGCCAGCUAUAACCACCACCACCACCAAGAAAACCACCACCGAGAAGCCUGGCAACUCAGCUGACUGCCUGGCUGCUCCCGUGUUGUGGCUGACUCUGGGUGCUUUGCUCACAGCCGCCAGAGUUGCGUGCGGCGUCUAAUCCGGGAGAUGCGGUCAGAGAGUGCGAGAGACAGAGAGAUAGAGAGAGAGUCCCAGGAUGGAAGCUGUCACACACUCUCAUUGGUGAAACCACACACGCCACAAUACAAGACGAUACUCACCGCACCACGCCGCAAACAAUCGUCAAGCACACAUCGCAAUGCAGCCAGACGCUGUCUUCCCGACAGACCUGUUCUUCACCUGAGGAAGGCUGCUUGCGUUGUGGCCGAAACGUCGUGAGAAUUAUUUUAUUAUGUUUUAUUUGUAUUAUUAUUAUUUUUUAUUUCCUUUCUACGUGACUUUACCGAAAGAACCAAGAAGAUGAAUCCCUGCAGUCACGAAAGCUUUAAAUCGAAAUUUAAUGCAGCCAAAAUUAAACAUCAGCUGCUCAACGCCAACUCACUCACCCACCACCUGUGUGUCUCCGCACGAAUCUCGUUUUGGUUUCUAAAUGGCUCUGUGGGUUAUCGCCUGCUGGGUGGUGGUGGCCGUGGUGCUGUGCCCGUAGAUUCUCUGUGUCGUUCGUCUGCAUCGCGUCCCCAUCUUCUGCACGGGUCGCCUCUAACGCACCCCAACACGCGCAACACACGUGUGUGUGUGUGUGUGCGUGUGUGUGCCCAACCCACAGUGGGGAGCGGUGGUGCAGCGGUUAGCUCUACGCUGCGCUAUGAACCCAGCGACACGGGUUCGAUUCCCGCUCACGGCCAACACCCAGUGACGAUUAUUUGAAACCGGUCCUGGGCCUCCCCUAGGUCGACUCGGCCUCAAAUGAGUACCUGGUGCGGUGUGUAAACAUCGCCACUGGGGAGACAAAGGCGGUCGGGCGUGGUGCUGGCCACCCACCCCCUCGUGUACCGUUGCGGCCUUCAUAGGUGCUCGCUAACAGCACUUGCCCCAACAGUCCGUUUAGGCUACACGGGGAUCUUUGUCUUUGUGCAGGUGACCCGCACCCACGGUGGGGUGGGGGGGGGUCUCGACAAUUCACAGCAUCGCCAAGUUCGUUGCGGAAAGGGGCCGUCCAUAAAUGACGUCACGUACCUACGGGGGGGAGGGGGGUCAGACAUUUGUGACGAUGUGUGACGAGGGGAGGGGAGGGUUGAGAAAUGUGACGUCACGUCAAAAUGCGCAACUUUAAAUAAAUAUUGAAUUGUUAUAACAGCACUCCUACAACAUCAGAGUGCAGCGCCACAUUAAAUACGCACUACGAUGACAAUAGUUUAAAGCGAUUUGAAGCAUGUUUUAUUUUCAAAAUGGAAAUAUGGUUUAAAAAAUAACAUAAAAUAAUUCUUCUUAUUUUUGUGACGUCAUAUUUGAGGGGGGGUUCUGACUUUUUGUGACGCCGUGUG
Molecule: messenger RNA, 2280 nt
Organism: Lethenteron reissneri (Far Eastern brook lamprey)
Lineage: Eukaryota; Metazoa; Chordata; Hyperoartia; Petromyzontiformes; Petromyzontidae
Product: putative defense protein 1
Cellular component (GO): membrane
Source: RefSeq, a predicted model, not a curated record